AUGUGCUCAAAUUUAAUCGAUGGAAAUGACAGAUCUGGCAAAAUAGAAGAUACGAUAAACAGAAAAGAUACAAAUAAUGUCGAUGACAAUGAUGGUAAAAACACAGAAUUAGAAAUGAUUACCUGUAUUGUUCCCACGAACAAAGGAGAUUAUAAGAAAGCAAUCGUUGCUGAGAUCAAAGAUAAUAAAAGUGAUAAUAACGAUAAUAUGAUGUUAGUAAUUGAUGGGAAUGACGAAUCUGGCAACUUAGAAGAUACUGAAAAGUAUGAAGAUAUGACAAAUGGACAAGAUACAAGUAAUGUUAAUGACAAUGACAGUAUAAUAAAUCACGUCGAUAAAAAUAGAGAAUUAGGUGGAAUAAUUAUCUGUAUUGUUUCCACAAACAAAGGUAAUUAUAAGAAAGCAAUCAUCACUGAGAUCAAAAAUAAUAUAGGAAUGCAUAUCAACAAAGAUAGUGAAAGUGAUAAUGGAACAGUAGUAAUCGAUGAGAAUGAUGAAUAUCACAACAAAGAUAUGAAUAGUAAGAUCUCCAACAGACAAGUAAAGAAUAUAGAUGCAAAAGGCAUUAUAGAGCUCCUAGUUGCCUGCUUUACCAAAUAUCACAGUUUAAUAAAGGCAAUCUGGGAGCUCACCAAGAAUCCUUGUUUCGAAUAUUUUGAAAACAUUCCUUGGCAUGCUUUUUUAAUAAUAAAAGUUCAAGGUACCAAACACCGCAAACCAAGCCGAAUUACAAAAGUUACGAACACUGUGGACAAUGCUACAAAUCUUGUUGAGAACUUUGAGGAUGUGAACAAAACUGACAAUUCUCACGCAACACCACCAGUACACAUAUUUGCAAGAUCUCAAUUUCCUAUCCCUCAUGUGAACGAUCAAAUAUUCCUCACUCUGUUAAACGUCGCAAUACUACUCAGACUCGGAAUAAUAAGCAAGGCAAAGACAUCUGAUGCCUUCCGGGAAUCUAGAAAACGAAUUGCCACAGAACCACUAGAAGACUUAUUUGCAGAACGAGGCC
This is a messenger RNA of Ambispora gerdemannii, 1012 nucleotides long. The record is from the annotation of a GenBank genome assembly. Lineage: Eukaryota; Fungi; Glomeromycota; Glomeromycetes; Archaeosporales; Ambisporaceae.